Ostertagia ostertagi is the source of this 567-nucleotide messenger RNA. The record is from the annotation of a GenBank genome assembly. Lineage: Eukaryota; Metazoa; Nematoda; Chromadorea; Rhabditida; Trichostrongylidae.
AUGAUACGUGACAAGGAGUCACCGCCCAAAGGCCUGGUGCAAAAGCGGCGUGAACAGUUCACUAACGCAGCCACAGCUGAGGAGUAUCGUCCCUUAUCAUCUCGUUCGGAUGCAGCCCAAGACGAAAGGUGCAAAUUGAUCGGAUCCGUUAUGAUUUUCGAGCACCGGCAGACAUUCUUCGACGGAAUCCCUGAUGAUCCCAUAGGCGAUGAGUGCUGUGAGACGACCACGACCACAGAGCGUCUGAGUCGGCGACAAAGCGAAUGUCCGAGUUGUCCCGCAACGCUUCGUGGCUUCCCCGUCGUCACCGUAAGCGUCGCCGAUCCAUCAUCCAGAAGACGUUCGCUCGGCGAGCUUCAUCAGCCGGCCGUUGUGCAUGUUCGCGAUAGCGACACCGUAGGACCGACUGUGAUCCCAGUGACGCGUUCGUCACCCACCACAUGCAAUCGCCCCGUUUCUCCGUCCAAGAAAAAGUCUUCGCGCCCGAAUAGCCGCCAUGCCGUUCAAGUGGAACUCUUUGACUCGACAUCGCUGACCAUCCCUCCUCCAACGGAUCGCUUCCCGCUA